Molecule: messenger RNA, 4872 nt
Organism: Octopus bimaculoides (California two-spot octopus)
Lineage: Eukaryota; Metazoa; Mollusca; Cephalopoda; Octopoda; Octopodidae
Source: RefSeq, a predicted model, not a curated record
UCAUAUUCCUCAAAACAUUCAAGUAGUAUUUUUUUAUCGUUUUACCACAUGAAAAACGUUGAUCAACAGCGCCUACAUAUUUGAAUAGCUCUGAUGUGCUGCUUUGAUCGCGGUAGCAGUGAUUCGACCCAAUACGACAGCCGCCCUUUUUUUGCUUAGACAUCUUAUCCGUAAAUAUACUCUUCAUCAUCUUCCAUGACAAUUUUCAGGAAGUUUUCAUCAACAUUCGAACGAUAAAACAACUUCUAAAUGUUUGUGAUUCGGUUUUCUUUUUGCACACUUGUCAACAGACGUAGGAUACAUUUUACAGUAGCAUGAUGCAUCUCCAAUUGUACUUUUAAAAGCAAGCGCUGCGAACUUGUACAGAACUUCUUGGACAGUUAGAAUACGAUUUUCAGUGAUCCCAACAUGCUCUCUUUCGCAAUAUGAUCGUCACCCGCUCUCGUAGAAGGCGUCCAGAUUUAGAAUCGUCUUCAGUGGUUUGUUCUUUCUGAUUUCAAACCCCGGUACUACUCAUGACAUGGCGCAUGGUUCAAAAACUCUUCUUCGUCGGCUUUAGCAAUAUAAGAAAAAAAUCCGUAAAAGAUUUUUGCCAACCUGAAACAGAAAUCCAUGCAACGAAUCUCAAAAGAUAUUAAACAUAUGUUCACGCUCACGAGUAUUGAUCAAUAACUAACCAGUGUGAUGAGAGAGAUGUGACUAUUAUCGAACUGUAAAGUAAGACCAUCAAUACACACAGUACAACAGUUGCGAACACAACAGUUGAGAACACGCUACGUCAGCUGCUUAGCGUACUGUCUUAAAAGCCUGGUUUCUGUUUAGAAAGAUUUCGUGAUCGUCAGAACAUCUAGAUGUCCUGAAGGUUAACUUCAAAUAGUAAUGACAGGACAUCAUUAACCAGGACUGAAUGUCUGGAAAUUAUGAGUGAAGUUUCUAAACUUCUGCAGAGUUGGAUCUUAGAUUAUGCAUGCCAUCACCGUUUUGAAUCCAUCAUACAAAGUAUUAGCAGACGAAACGAUGGUCACCUGGAAUCAUUGGAUGUUUGCCAUUCACGACUUGCCUGUUCCACCAUUCACUUCAUUGUUCAUAAAGAACAAUUCUCAUAUUUUGACACUGUCAUUAAUAUUAUCGAACAGUUACACAAGGACUUUCCAUCCCACAUGAUCAAUGACAAUACAUACAAUCGCCUAAUUAUUGGUUUGAAAAUAAGAGUUUUUUUGUAAAAAUUAUUUUACAAAGAUGCAUCGGCCUUACAAUCAUUAAGUAAUGAGUUUGAUUCCUAGACCAGGCUGUCUGUUGUGUUCCUAAGCAAAGCACUUUCAUUUCAAGUUGCUCCAGUUCACUCAUCUGAAAAAAUGAGUUGCAACGUCACUGGUGCUGUAUCAGCCUUGGCCUUUCUCUUGGAUAACAUUAUUGAACUUGAAUGUAACUUCAAUAAUGUUCUGCUCAAGCUGAAUGCCUAUUUUCCUCGUAUGCCUGCCAAUAAUGGAAAUGGACAGUUGCUUGAAAAGCAGAGGAAAUUUAGGAAAUUUUUUCUGUCUCUAAUCGCAAAUAAAAACCAAAGGAAACUAUACCUAAAUAAUGAAUUUAAUUCAGAAUUUGGCCAUGACUUCAUGGAGAGCGUUAAGACUUUAACUGAUAAUUUUUUAAGCGACUUAGAAACUUAUCUGACGCCUCCAGUCAUAGAUCUGCUUUUGGCUUCUGACGAUUUCCAGAAUUUGCCUGUUUUAUCUCCAGAAACAGAAAUGUUGUUGGAUUUUAUAUACGAUGUUAAAAACCAACCAAAUGGAGAUGAAGCAUCGGACGGAGAGCAAGAAGAAAAGACUUUAAUGUUCAAAGAACAGGAUCUGUUGCAUAUGCUCGAUCUGUUGUGUCCCCUUCACCCAGAAGAAGCACCAUCAUUUGACCGCCAUAUUCUAACAAGAUCGGCUCAUGAUUCUGUCUCACCAGAUGAAGAGAAACCACCAAUUUGUUCUGAACAAAUUCAACCUCAAGAUAAUCCUGAUGAAGAUCUUCAACAGAAUGAACAGGAACCUCUGGAAUUUUACACUCUAAUUUAUCUCAGCCCUGGCGAAGAAUCUGAAGAUAAUGAAAAUGAAAAGUCAACAUCCUUACUAACUCAAGAAACCGACGAGCUAAAUUUGAAGCAAAAAAUAGAAACAUCUUCAGAAUCUUUACAAGAACCAGAGAUAGAGGCACAGUCAGAACUUUUACAAGAACCAGAGAGAGAAACAUGUUCAGAAUUUUUACAGACUAAUUUAAAAGAAAUUAACCUCAAACCAGUUUGUGACUUACCUAGAAAAGAAACGAAUUUGAUUGGAUCAAAUGCCUUAGUUCAACAAUCUACCUGUUCCGAAUUUUCUAAUGAUGAACAAAUUGUAAACAUCUCAGUUCAGAAUUGUACAAAGCCUUCCCAUAGUAAUAAUUAUAAUCUUCAAAGUAAUCUUAGCUUUGACCACAACUUCACUGGUGAAUCUGAUAUCUUUCAGUCAUCUGAUAGCUGCUCUGAUUCUGAGUCACAUAAUAAUUUUGUGUGUCCACCAAGCUCAGAUUCUGAACAGAUAUUUUAUUGUGGUAAUAUUUUCGACGCUGAUCCAAACUAUGUUUGUGAUAAUGAACAACCAGAGAAAGGGAUCAAUGCUAUUAAUAGUAAAUCAUUCAGGAAUGAGGAUAUAUCCACCAUAUCUACACCUGAAAUGAGAAUAUGAAUGAAAAAACUUAUUUUGUUCAUAAAAAAUUUAAAAGGUUAUUUUUUUAUUCAUCUCAUAUAUACAGACAUACAGACACACAUACAAAAAAAAAAACAGUAAUUAUAAUUAAAAAAUUUAACAACUUCAUUACUUUCAAAAAGCUGCUAACUUUUUAUCAAAAGAGUUUUUGCAGAUAUUUUUUUAUUGUGUGUUUCAAACCAGUUUUGAGGUCAGGAUCUUUAGCUACUAAUCUCCGUGUUGUCAAAUUGUGUAUAGAUCCAAAUGCUAUUGCAAUUACUGUACAAGCAAGACAAAUCACAUUAUAAGGCAUGCUAAAGUCUGGAGUUGGCAGUGAGAGCAGCAAGUUUUCAGUAUGGAUCCUCACAAGAAGCUGAUCAGAAUCAGCUGAUUCUCUGAAACUAAACAAAAUUUUUUAUUAUUUCAUAACAUAUGUACAAUUGAAUUUCUUUCUUUGAAAAUUAUUUAUUUCAUCCUACAUAAAAUAUUAGUAACUUAUUUAAAGAUAAGGAAAUAAUUUCAUUCUCAUACGCAGGAUAAUGCUAUUGCCAUAUUCCAGGGAGAAAACCUAGAAGAGGUUGAUAGCCUCCGAUAUCUAGGUGACCAAGUUAGUAGUGGGGGAGGGUGCGCUGCUAGAAUAAGAAUAGCCUGGGCAAAGUUCAGAGAGCUCUUACCUCUGCUGGUGACAAAGGGUCUCUCUCUCAGAGUAAAAGGCAGACUGCAUCAUACAUCAUCAUCAUCAAGCGGACGUUAAACGAUGAUGAUGAUGUAUGAUGCAUGUGUACGAACAGCCAUGCUUCAUGGCAGUGACCCCUAAAUCCAAGGCCUCUGCCAGGGGUGUAGCCAGCCCACUUAUGCGUACCUUUCCUUCAUUGGACACAGAACUCAGCUUGCGAAGACUUGUUGGGGCAAGCGAAAUCAUGAUGGCACCUGUGCCCAGCGUCGCCUUUCUGGCACUUGUGCCUGCAGCAUGUGUAAGGACUUUCAAGCGAGAUCAUUGCCAGUGCCCCUGGACUGGCUCUUGUGCGGGUGGCACAUAAAAUACACCACUUUUGAGCGUGGCCGUUGCCAGUACCGCCUGACUGGCCUUCGUGCCGGUGACACAUAAAAGCACCCACUACACUCUCGGAGUGGUUGGCGUUAGGAAGGGCAUUCUGGUGUAGCCAUCGGGUUUCACCGGUCCUCAGUCAAAUCGUCCAACCCAUGCUGGCAUGGGAAGCAGACGUUAAACGAUGAUGAUGAUAAACUACCCGUAUUUUGCAGAAAAAUGUGUCGGUGGCCAGCCAACACGUUAUUUUAUUGAAUUUUUUUAUUAGUUACUCUCCAUAUUCAGUAUGUUAUCCCUACCACUUAACUAUAUUUCCUUCAUGCAGAAGACACCCCCAGUCUUUACUAGUUUCAGUUUCCUUAAUUAAACUAAAAAAAAUAGUAUGGGCUCUGCUCAUUCUCUGUUUAAAGAUUUUAUAUUGUAUCAACAGCUUUAUAAAUGAAAAUAAUUUCAAUUAGGUUUACCUGUCAAUUAGUAUAGAGGAUUGUUGUCGAGGAGAAGUGUAGUUUCUAGCCACAGGAAGGAUUGCAGAAAUCACAGCGGAAUUGAUAUAAAAACCAUGAUUGGCAUCUGGAGGAUAUUCUGUCCAUUUCAGGAAGGCACGGUCAAAUUCAAAAGAAAGUGAGCUCACAGAAUUUGGUGGGAGUUCAACAACUAUUUCUAAAGUGUAAGGCUGCACUCUGUCUUUUCCUUGUAUAUAGUUUAUGGCAACUAGGAAUAAAAUGAAAAAAAAAAAAAAGAAUGAUAUAUAUUACUAAUGAAAAGACUAAUUUUAAAUGUUUACAUCUCAAUACAGAAAUUAUACUUAAUCAGUUUAUUACAUAUGUUAAUUAGCAAUGGUUUUAAAAACAUUAGGGUAAAAUUAGCCAACAGUGAGACCUCAAUUAAGAGAAUAUCUUCAAUUAUGUAAAGCGGCUUGCCACAUUAAAUUACCAAAUAUUUUUUUUAUUUUUAACCAUCUGUCAUGUUUUGUAGUAUUCCAAAAUACAUUUUCUAGCAAAAAGUUACCACUUAAAUGUUUUUAACACUGUUUUCUCUUCUAAUUUUUAUUAAACAUCUUUUCUUUCUCCCUUCAUUAUAAUUCAAGUUACUUUUGAUUAAACUUUUUUUUUUUUG